Saccharomyces kudriavzevii IFO 1802 is the source of this 1527-nucleotide messenger RNA. RefSeq names its product Drn1p (gene DRN1). The record is from RefSeq and is a predicted model, not a curated record. Gene Ontology annotation, biological process: mRNA splicing, via spliceosome. The coding region runs from base 1 to 1527 and encodes 508 amino acids. The transcript has a single exon. Gene Ontology annotation, molecular function: RNA lariat debranching enzyme activator activity. NCBI's taxonomy places the organism in Eukaryota, Fungi, Ascomycota, Saccharomycetes, Saccharomycetales, Saccharomycetaceae. Gene Ontology annotation, cellular component: post-mRNA release spliceosomal complex.
AUGAGGAGCGUAAAAGUUUUGGUAACUCACAUAAGUGAAGGUGAAGCCGAUGAGGCCAUCAAAAAAGUUAAGAAAGUGAAUGAAAAGUCCGGCCCUUUCGACCUAAUCAUUGUAUUCAGCAAGUCAUGUGAUAAAAUUACGAAACUAGACACUGGAAGUUUGCCUCAAUUGCUAUUGGUAUCGUCGGAUGACAAAGAUAAUAAUUCAAAGGCAAAGGAAACCGGUGAAAACGUAACCGUACUGUGUAACUUCGGUACCUACAAAUUAGCCAACGGUAUCACGAUUUCCUACCUUGCUCAUCCAAGUAAGGUACUUCAAGAACAAAAAGAUGCCAUCCUGGAUAAAUUUAGCAAGAUGGAUAGCCGGGUGGACGUUCUCAUCACGGAAGAAUGGGGUCUCCCGAUUUCCGAGAGGUGCGGAAGAUUGUCUGGAAGUGAAAUUAUCGAUGAAUUAGCAAAAAAGUUGCAAGCAAGGUAUCAUUUUGCUUUCUCUGAUGAAAAAAACUUCUACGAAUUGGAACCUUUUAAGUGGGAAAGCAACCGUCUAUCUAGAUUUCUCAACAUUCCUAACUAUAGAUCUGGGAAUAAAUGGGCCUACGCAUUCAACAUGCCGGCGGGAGACAGUAAAGACGAAGAGGAAGUAGAGCCUCCUAAUCUAAUAGCUAAUCCCUACCAAAAGGUAGGUAAAGACAGCAAUAAAAGACCAUUAGAGUCAGGAACAGAGGAUAUGAUUGAUUAUGACUCCAAGUCAUGUGGAAGUGAAAACAGAAAUGAUAACAAGAAAAUGCGAACGAUACUACCGUCCAAUUGUCAUUUCUGCUUUUCGAAUCCAAACCUUGAAGAUCACAUGAUAAUUUCAAUUGGUAAAUUAGUAUAUUUAACCACAGCCAAGGGUCCUUUAAGUGUACCAAAAGGUGACAUGGAUAUGUCAGGCCAUUGUCUUAUUAUCCCAAUCGAACACAUUCCAAGAUUGGGUCCAAGUAAGAGCGAAGAGCUUGCAGAGAGUAUUUUGGCUUAUGAGUCCAGCCUUAUGAAGAUGAACUAUGUAAGAUUUGAUAUGUGCACAGUUGUCUUCGAGAUACAAUCUGAUCGCUCCAUUCAUUUCCAUAAACAGGUUGUGCCAAUUCCUAAAUACCUUGUUUUGAAAUUUCGCGCUGCUUUAGAUAGACAAGUUCAUUUCAAUAACGAAAAGUUCACAAGAAAUGCCAAGCUAGAAUUUCAAUGCUACGACUCUCACACUUCCAAAGAAUACCUGGACGUAAUUAACAAUCAAUCCAACAACUAUCUCCAAUUCACCGUCUACGAAACUCCCGAAUCACAACCCAAAAUAUAUUUGGCCACUUUCAAUGUCGAUGAAACAAUAGACUUGCAGUUUGGACGACGCGUUCUAGCUUUUUUACUAAACUUACCACGUAGAGUAAAAUGGAAUUCUUCAACUUGUUUACAAAACAAGCAACAAGAGUCCGUAGAAACGGAAAAGUUUUUGAAAGCUUACAAAGACUAUGAUGUUUCCCUCAAAGAAAACUAA